Molecule: messenger RNA, 2306 nt
Organism: Setaria italica (foxtail millet)
Lineage: Eukaryota; Viridiplantae; Streptophyta; Magnoliopsida; Poales; Poaceae
Product: wall-associated receptor kinase 5
Exons: 3
Coding region: 116-2233 (705 amino acids)
Biological process (GO): cell surface receptor signaling pathway; protein phosphorylation
Cellular component (GO): plasma membrane
Molecular function (GO): calcium ion binding; polysaccharide binding; protein serine/threonine kinase activity
Source: RefSeq, a predicted model, not a curated record
AUUUAGCAUCGAGGUGUGUCUCUUCCAAUCUUUCACAACAUCUCUCUAUAAAUAUGUUACCUCAUAUUAUAGUUCAUUUGCCUCCAGCAAAGGCAUCACUAGAAUAGAAGAACAAAUGCAGCUGCAGGUGUUGCUUCCACUGGUCAUCACCGCGCUGGUGGUGUCGUCGGCGCAUCCGCCGGCGGCCGCGGCGGCGACGUGCCAGCGCCGGUGUGGCGACGUGGACAUCCCGUACCCGUUCGGCAUCGGCUGCGGCUGCUACCUCGACACGGGGGAGGACGGCGACCGGGCCUUCGAGGUCACCUGCAGCGGCAACGGCACCGCCACCGUCGACGGGUUCGAGGUGCUCGGCAUCGACGCGCACCGCGGGAAGCUGCGGAUCCGCAGCCCCGUGGGGUCGUGGUGCUACGACGCAGCGUCGCGGUCCAUGGCCAACCCCGUCACCUGGUCCUACGACUCGUCGGCGUUCCGCAUCUCCGGCGCCGACAAUCGGCUCACCGUCCUCGGGUGCAACGCGUUCGCGUACAUGGACUCGCGCGACGGCGCCGUGGAGAACCGGUACGUGCUGGGGUGCCGCGCCGUGUGCUCCGGCCGCGCGCCGUCGUCGUCGCUGGGGAAGGCCAACGGCUCCUGCGACGGCACGAGCGGCUGCUGCCAGGCGCCGAUCCCGCCGGGGAUCAGGUCGUUCGAGGUCGGCUUCUUCGACGACUACAAGAACGACACCUCCGCCGUCGCCGGCUUCAGCCCGUGCAGCUACGUCGUGCUGGCCGAGGCGGCGGCGUUCGAGUUCCGGUCGGCGUACGUCACAACCCGCGACCUCGAGGACCCCGCCGGCCGGCAGGCUCCGCCGGUGGUGCUGGACUGGGCGGUGGGCAACCGGACGUGCAAAAAGGCGCAGAGGAACACGACGGCGUAUGCCUGCGUCAGCGCAAACAGCGAGUGCCUCGACUCCAACAACGGCCCAGGAUACCUGUGCAGCUGCUCCAAAGGAUACCAAGGAAACCCUUACCUUGUGGAUGGCUGCCAAGAUAUAAAUGAGUGCAAGGACAAGGCAGUGAAGUACCCGUGCUCUUCCCAUAGUAUUUGUAUCAACACCCCGGGAAGCUUCAAAUGUUCCGAGCUCAGAUGGCAAGUCGCAGUUGGUGUUAGCAUUGGUGUAGUAGUGGUAGCCAUUGCCUUGUCCUGCGCCUAUGCGACCAAAGAGAAGAAGAGGCUAGCCGCCGUCAAGAAGCGGCACUUCAAACAGCAUGGUGGCCUACUCCUCUUUGAGGAGAUGAAGUCAAAACAGGGGCGGCUCUCCUUCUCGCUGUUCACCAAGGAGGAGAUGGAGGAAGCGACCAACAUGUUUGACGAGCGACAUGUGCUUGGAAAGGGUGGCAAUGGAACGGUAUACAAGGGCACUCUCAGAGACGGGAGGGUCGUGGCAAUCAAGCGGUGCAACAAGCUCGUCUACGACGAGCGACAACAGCGAGAGUUUGGAAAGGAAAUGCUCAUCCUAUCCCAGGUCAAUCACAGGAACAUUGUUAAGCUCUACGGGUGCUGCCUUGAGGUGGAAGUGCCGAUGUUGGUGUACCAGUUCAUCCCCAAUGGCACCCUGUACCAGCUCAUCCAUGGUGAUGCCACCCCAUCAUUCAUUGUACGGCUGAAGAUCGCACAUGAGGCGGCAGAGGCACUUGCAUACCUACAUUCCAUGGCAUCACCACCGAUCAUCCACGGGGAUGUGAAGUCACCCAACAUACUUCUUGAUGAGAACUACACCACAAAGGUAUCGGACUUUGGGGCAUCGGCAUUGGCACCGACAGACGAGGCACAUCUUGUAACGUUGGUUCAAGGAACAUGUGGAUACCUCGAUCCUGAGUAUUUGCAGACGUGUCGGUUGACAGACAAGAGUGACGUGUACAGCUUUGGUGUCGUCCUCCUUGAGCUGCUCACACGAAGGAAGGCACUGGCCCUGACAACUCCUGAGGAGGAAAGGAGCCUUGUUGCCCACUUCCUUGCAGCUAUGAGGGACGGCAGACUUAAUGAGCUGUUGGACACGCGGAUCAAGGGUGAAGUGGUGGGUGAAGUUCCGAAGAUGGUUGCAAUGCUUUCUAAGCGGUGCUUGGAGAUGUCUAGUGAGAAGAGGCCCUCCAUGUGCGAGGUCGCGGAAGAGCUUGACAGGAUAAGGAAGCUGUGUCACCAUGCAUGUUUAGGUGAUAUAGAUGACUCUUCUUUUCUUGCAAAUUAUAAGUAAAUCAUAUCCAACCAUAUGUAUAUUGUAGUUGAUUAACAGAAUGUGGAGAUCUAGACUGAAGAUUAACCUCGAA